AACACCCUAGCACCGACCGAAGGACGGAUUUCGAUUUUUAAGGCCCAGUGUCAGUCACGAUGUAAGUAUCUUCCAGGUUAGGACGGAGGCCCCCCUUUGAAAAGUGGUGAUUAGCAGCGUAAGAAUGGAGCUGUUGUGCUACUAAUUCGGUGAGGAUUAUUGUGAAGGCUGCAUCAUCACCCCCUGCAGCUCCAAUACUGCGCCAUUUUCCGUAUUGUUGGUAAUAAGAAGAGGAACAAAACCGACCCCCCGAUUGUGGUGGUCAAAAAGUUUUGCAGCAUUCGCAAAAGUCUUUGUUCGAUUGGUCGUAAAAAUGUACGUCAUAAAUCGAGUGGUCGAAACCAUCAUGAUGCCACUGUCGCCGAAGUAUCUUCGCGUCACGGCCAUCCUUAUCGCGAUCUAUAAAGUGCUUACGGCACACGUUUUCCUGUUUGUUAUGCUGCUCGGGCUGGCGCACGCCGAGGAGAUGAGCACCAUCCUGCAGAUGAGCAUCGCCGACCAGAAGGAUAGCGAGUACAUCUGGACGACGAGCGAGCAGGAAGAGUCCAUCAACGAAUGGCGCUUCAAGUCCGCCGAAAAGCUCGCUUCCGUAACUCUUUGCAUGCUGUACAUCGGCACUACGGUGGCCACCAUCUACGUGCUGAGCUGUUUGGGGCUGCUGAUUGGAACGCUACGGAACCGGCACGAGUUCUUCAUCCCGUGGAUGGUGGUUGACUUCCUCGGUACGCUGGCAAUCGGGUCGGUGGUGCUGGCCUGUGGCUGCAACGAGUCCACCUACCAGUACGUGACCAAGUGGGAAUACUGGGGCUUCUGUGCGAUUAUGGUCAUCUUCAACGUGACCGUCUGGACGGUGAUUCGACAGUUUUACAAAAAUCUUGUCCACAUGACGAAACUUCGCGAGGUAGCGAUUGUGGCGAUCCCGUGCCCGGCCGCCCCGACAGCUACCGGCGCAACGUCUGCCAAAGGCAAGUCCGGAACGACCGUACCGUAUCAAUAUCGCAAGGAAAACAUGCAUCUCAGCGAUGGUGGGCUGAAGCACAUCCUCUUCGAUGCCAACGAAGCUAACUAUCUGGUGUAAGCGGCGCCAAAGCGCGGGCCGAAUAGGGGAGGCAAAUACCUAUCAUCCAACUAGUUUAGCGUUACCCCGUAGGAUGUCCAGUGAUCCCGUGCUGAGUGGAUCAUGCUUCCUCGUUGAAUCUUUCCAUUUUUUGUGCUUUUGUCCGUAGUAUUGUGAUUGCACUUUCCGAUCCCACUGGGGGAAGGGGAAGAAAGGAGGAUGUUUUAAGGGCGGUCCACGAACUGUACCUUGCUUGCUGGAAUGGAAGGAGGAAUGAAAGAACACGACCAGCAGAUUCGUCUAUUUGCAUUGGAUACAUUGGUUUGCUAAACGAAGAUUGCUAGCGCUGCGCCAUUGUACGCUGUGACGACGAACAGUGCAUAGAAUUUGUUGUUUGGAAUAUGUAGUGAAAAAUAAAAUACUGAUAACUUUAUGCGCAA
Messenger RNA from Anopheles stephensi (Asian malaria mosquito), 1497 nucleotides. RefSeq lists its product as uncharacterized. The record is from RefSeq and is a predicted model, not a curated record. Bases 314 to 1078 code for a protein of 254 amino acids. NCBI's taxonomy places the organism in Eukaryota, Metazoa, Arthropoda, Insecta, Diptera, Culicidae. The transcript has 4 exons.